Messenger RNA from Prorocentrum cordatum, 1199 nucleotides. The record is from the annotation of a GenBank genome assembly. NCBI's taxonomy places the organism in Eukaryota, Dinophyceae, Prorocentrales, Prorocentraceae.
AGGAGUUCGAAUGCGCCCACUCCGACGACGAUGUCCUGAGCGGGCCGAAGAAGCAGCAAUUGGUGUUCAUCGACAGGGAUGCCAUACAAGGGAGCAGCCGGAGCAGCCAAGACGGCAUGAGCGCCAAGACAGGAUCGACCAGGGGUCCCAGCGACUCGAGCACCAAGACCAGCGGCAAGGGCAUGUUUGUGAGGCACACCAGCACGAAUUUUAGCGUGCCGCCGUCCAAGCUAGACGCGGAGAAGGUGAAGAGAUUCCGGGCUUUCUUGGAGAGCCAGGACCUCAACGUCUCCAGCUGGGGCGGCCACGGCUCGAAGGCCGUGGAGCAGCUCUACUGGGAGGCGCACCAGGAGAGGCGCUGCCACUUCAUCAGGUGCACUGCCACUGGCCGCAUCGAGCGGGUCGUGCAUUUGGUGAAGAUAAAGUUGGUCGCAGAGAUCUUCGGUGUCGACCACACGUUGUACUCGCGCAUGCAGUUCAUGCACGACGGCCAGCAGAUAGAGCGGAGACAGGUACCGCUGACAAAGCUCAGAUGGAACAUCCCCCCAGACGACGACCAGCACAGCGCAGAGGAGCUGAAGGCUGAUAGCUGCCAGCACGCAGAGGACUGGAGAGGGGCCGCCAGGAAGACCCUGGAGGAGCGCCUCGGGCUUAGCGAGAAGUGGCAGGAGAAGUUCCUGGUGGAAGACGUGCACGCCCACACCUUCCACGUCGAGGAGAACACCAAGAGCGCUGGGUACCCGGGCCUCCUGACGUCCUACUGCAUCCACUGGACUACGCUGCGGGUGUCGGACCCGCUGCUGCAGAGCGCGGCGUGCCUCGGCCUGCCGCACGGGCAGGAGUUCGCGACGCGCGAGGGCGACUUCAACUUCAGCGCGCACGUCGAGCUUGGCCUCCCCAUCGGCUCGCAGCUCAAUAUCUGGACCUGGGAGCGCGAGAAGAGAGACUCGGCGGCGGAGGCGGCCGCCCGCCCCUCCCCGAUGCGCAGCGAGAACAAGAAGCCCACCUUGGUGGUGGACUCGAGGGCCAUCAAGAGGGUCCCCCUGCUGGCCGUGUCCGCGCAUGCGCUGGCAGACUUGCACCGAAGGCUCGAGUCCAGUUCUGGGAACACGAAGCCGAGCGGCGCGCUGUACUCCGCCAUGGAGGGCCAGCAGACGGACUGGGCGAAGGCCAAGAAGAUCGCCCAAAGCUUGUUGGAC